GGCGACCGUGUAGAUGUAAUAAACACGUCAGUACUCGCGCAACCAGCGCGCAGAGCGGACGUGGACUUUGUGUUUUUGCGCUCUGCCAUCUUGUUUUCACGCGUCCGACUUGAGCAGCCUUUUUAAGUGUUUGUGCAUUGAUUCGAAGUCAUGGCGAAGGCAACGGAACAUGAAGUAAUAAGAGCAGUAUUAGAAACGUAUAGAAGUAUGCCAUUUCUCUGGAAGAGGGAUGAUGAAGAUUAUCUGAAUAAAGCAGCCAGAGAAGAAGGAUACAAAGUGUUGCUAGAGAUGUAUCACGAUUGGGAUGAAGAUUGUACUAUGCAAGCUCUAAAAAAGAAAAUAGAGAAUUUACGCUCGAAUUAUUUUAAGGAAAAGAAAAAGGUUAUAGCAUCACAAAAAGCGGGGAAAAGAUUGUAUGUGCCAAAUCUGUGGUAUUACAAUUUACUGACAUUCCUGAACAAAAGAGGGGCUAAUGUGGACGAGCAAGAUUCGCAAGAUCCUUUAGAAAAUGAACAAAACGAGCAAACAUCGGACAACGAGGAAACAGUCGUAAAGACAGAACCUAUCACCCGAAAAAGAAAACUGGAAAGACCAAUGAUGGACCGAAGAUCUCAUCCAUCAGACAUAGCACGAAAAUUCCUCCCAAUGCAACGUUCUGAACCCUGGGAAAUUACAUACGGGAAAUCCGUCGGCCAUCAAUUGAAGGAUCUAAAAGGAGAUCAGUUGGUGAUCUGUCAGAAACUUAUAUCGGAUGCCAUAUUUUUUGCCAGACUUAGUAAAUUAAAUGAAAAUUCACAAGUUGUGAAUCCUGACACUCCUGACACGGAACCACAAUAUCUGGAUAACAGUUUUGCGUCUGACGAUUGGGUUGAGGGGGUCAGUACGCGCGCAACCAGCGCGAAGAGCGGACGUAGGGUCCGUGUUUCUUGCGCUCGGCGGCCAUUUUGUUUUAACGCGUCCGUGUUUGAGGCCGCCAUCUUGAUUUACCCACAGUAUCCAGUCAUGUCAAUCAAGGCGGAGAAGUCCAAAAUGGAACAAGAAAUUAUAAGAGCUGUAAUAGAGAAGUAUAGAAAACUGCCGUUUCUCUGGAAGAAGGAGCAUGAAGAAUAUUUUAAUAAAGCAGUAAGGGAAAGAGGGUACAAAGCGAUGCUAAGAAUUUAUCGCAAUUGGGAUGAAGAAUGUACUAUGAAUAUGUUAAAGAAGAAAAUUGAUAAUUUACGCUCGAAUUACUUAAAGGAACACAAAAAGGUCCUAGCAUCACAACGAGCAGGAGGUAAAUUGUAUGUACCAACUUUGUGGUAUUACAAUUCAUUAACUUUCCUGAACAAUCAAAGCAGUAAUGAUAAUGAUGAUGAGAAUGGUUUACAGGACCCUUUAGAAGAUGAUCAGUCAUCAGACAACGAAGAAACCACCAUAAAAAUUGAACCGUACUCCAUAAAAGUACAACAAACAUCUGACGACGAAACAAUCGCAAAAAAUGAACACACUCUAAGCGCUCGAAAAAGAAAACUAGCCAGAUUACUAGAACGGCCACAUCCUUCAGAAUUAGGAAGAAGAUUCCUCCCUAAUUUCCCACGUAACGAAUCCUGGGAAAUAACUUAUGGGAAAGCAAUUGGACAUCAAAUGAAGGAUCUAAAGGGAGAACAGUUAGUGAUCUGUCAAAAACUUAUUUCUGAUGCCAUAUUUUUUGCCAAACUUAAUAAAUUGAAUGAGAAUUCACAAGUUGUGAAUCCAGAAACUGGACCUGCGUUUAUUGAACAUAGUUAUGCGACUAGCGAUUAAUUGUUUUCGUUUAUAUCUUGUUAAGUAAAACUUUUAGGUUUGAGUCGGAUUUAUGAUGACUAAUUGGAUUUUAAGUGAAAUGUUGUUGCUAUUGAAAAUUAAAACGACUACGACCUUUAAACAAUUUAGUUUUGCUGACAAAAUAAAAA
Messenger RNA from Cydia pomonella (codling moth), 1931 nucleotides. RefSeq lists its product as uncharacterized. The transcript is spliced from 6 exons. Lineage: Eukaryota; Metazoa; Arthropoda; Insecta; Lepidoptera; Tortricidae. The record is from RefSeq and is a predicted model, not a curated record. The coding region runs from base 151 to 1782 and encodes 543 amino acids.